This is a messenger RNA of Cyprinodon variegatus (sheepshead minnow), 3002 nucleotides long. It is a transcript of the gene faf1, whose product is annotated as Fas (TNFRSF6) associated factor 1. Gene Ontology annotation, cellular component: nucleus; endoplasmic reticulum. The coding region runs from base 208 to 2232 and encodes 674 amino acids. Gene Ontology annotation, molecular function: NF-kappaB binding; ubiquitin binding. The transcript has 19 exons. NCBI's taxonomy places the organism in Eukaryota, Metazoa, Chordata, Actinopteri, Cyprinodontiformes, Cyprinodontidae. The record is from RefSeq and is a predicted model, not a curated record.
GUUAGCGGUAAAGCGAUGGGCUAGCUGACGAUAAUGAUUUGAGAUAACGGGGCAUUGUAACGUAACUUUACACAACUUUAGUGGUUUUUGGGUCGUUAACUCAACAUUUACUUUAAUAUCUAUAGUUAACUAACACCAGUCACUCAGCCGUCCCGAAGUACUCAGUUUUAUCUGUACCCAGUGUCCCACUUUUAGCCAGUCAUUGCUAUGGCCUCCGACAGCGGCGACAGCAACAUGGAUCGAGAAAUGAUCCUGGCCGACUUUCAGGCUUGUACUGGAAUUGACAACAUCGCGGAGGCAAUCACCCUGUUAGAGCUUAAUAACUGGGACUUAGUGGCAGCCAUCAAUGGGGUGAUACCACAGGAGAAUGGGAUCUUACAAAGUGACUUUACCAGCGAGGCAAGUCAGGCCACCAUGUAUGGACCCCCCAGCCGAUCAGAAGCAGCAGAAGCGGCAACAACAAGUGAAGGUCCAGCCCCUUCUUCAUCCUCUUCCUCCUCCUCUCCUCCAUCGUCCUCAGCUUCAGCGUUUUGCCCCAUCAGCCCUUCUUCCCGACACAUUGUAGAGCGCCAGCCACGCAUGAUAAACUUCAAGGUGGAUUACAGGGAAAGAUCAGUUGAGCUCAUGCUUGAGGAGAGCAGCACAGUUGGAGAUAUUAAGGGAAUCCUCCAGACAGAACUUGGCAUUCCAGCAUCCAAAAUGCAUCUGAAAGGAUGGAAGAGUGGAGACGUCUCAGAUAGCACGGUGCUGAGAAGUUUACACCUUCCCAAGAACAACAGCCUGUAUGUCCUGACCCCCGACAUUGCCCCUACUGCCAGCACCAGCAAAAACAGUGCACUUCAGGAUUCACUAAAUCAGAACUUCCUGCUGGUCAUUAGCCAUCGUGAAGCUCAGAGAGACUACAACCUCAAUUUUCCUGGCUCCAAAACUAUACAAGAGGUAAAGAGGAACAUAUCAGACUUGACCAACAUCCCAGUUCGGCAUCAGCAGUGGGAGGGAUGGCCCGCGUCAGCGUCCGAUGAUUCUAUGACGUUAGCUCUGUCUGGAAUCAGCUAUCCUUGCCAUCGCCUCAGUGUUUGUCGAAGGUCUUCACCAGCUAACGCCCAGGAACCAACAGAUGAGUGUACAGAUGUCCAUAUGAUCAGUGACAGUGAGGGGGACGAUUACGAAGAUGCGUCAGAAUUUGGGGUGGAUGAUUCAGAAAUGUUUGGAAUGACCUCGUCAAGCUGUCGGAAAUCACCUAUGAUGCCAGAAAACAGUGAGAACGAAGCGGAUGCCUUACUUUACUUUACUGCCGAAUUUUCUUCAAGAUAUGGAGAGACCCACCCGAUGUUCUAUAUUGGGUCUUUGGAGGCAGCGUCUCAAGAGGCCUUCUACGGCAAAGCCAGAGAUAGAAAGCUGUUGGCCAUCUACCUCCACAAUGAUGACAGCGUCCUCAGCAACGUCUUUUGUUCCCAAAUGAUGUGUGCAGACUCUAUUGUCUCCUACCUGAGCCAGAAUUUCAUCACAUGGGCCUGGGAUGUCACUAAAGAAGCUAACAAAGCCAGACUUCUCACCAUGUGUACGAGGCACUUUGGCAGCGUGGUAACACAGACUAUACGGACAUACAAGACAGACCAGUUCCCCCUGCUCCUUAUAGUUAUGGGCAAGCGAACAUCCAAUGAAGUUCUAAAUGUUAUUCAAGGCAAUACAACAGUGGAUGAGCUGAUGAUGAGAUUAAUGGGAGCGAUGGAGAUUUUUACAGCACAACAGCAAGAAGACAUCAAAGAUGAGGACGAACGCGAGGCCAGGGAGACGGUGAAGCGAGAACAGGAUGAAGCCUAUCGCCUGUCUUUAGAGGCUGACAGGAAGAAGAGAGAAGCCCAGGAAAGAGAAGAAGCUGAGCAGGUCCGCCUGGAGCAGAUGAGAAAGGAGCAGGAGGAGGAGAAGGAGGCUAUUCGUUUGUCAUUGGAGCAGGCUUUACCGGCUGAACCAGACGAGGAGUCCGGAGAACAAAUCAGCAAACUGAGAAUCCGCACACCGAGUGGCGAGUUUCUGGAAAGGCGUUUCCUGGGCAGCUGUAAGCUCCAGGUCCUCUUUGACUUUGUGGCCUCCAAAGGAUUCCCCUUUGAAGAAUUUAAGAUCCUCACCACCUUCCCUCGUAGAAAUAUCACCCAGUUGGAUCCUGGGUCAACUCUGCUGGAGGCCAAGUUGUUUCCUCAGGAGACACUCUUCCUGGAGGCUAAAGAAUAGGAAGUGACCUUCUGAAUGCUGAGAACCUUCUCACUGACUGCAGAACUGGCCGGACGCACACUAGUCGCAGAGCGUGGCUCUUCCUCUACACAGUCUGGGGCAUCCAUACAAACACACAUUAGCUUCCAUUUCUCAGACAAGCAUACACUGGCAUGCACACCCACACACACAAACACACAUGUUCAAAUAAGCUUUUCUGCCCAUGGCCUGUUUUGUGGUACAUGCAAAUCUGGUGUUGCACAGAGAAGAAAGGACUAUAUCACAAGCACACAGCCAAAAUUUUCACCUUCCGAAUCUUCUGUCCAAUUUCCUCAAUUGUUCACACAACUGACAACUUCACAUCUCCAAACUGCUGUGUCAUGGUUCUCUAUCUUACAACACAAAAAAACAAAAGCAGUGUUGACAGACUGAAUAGACAAAUCUUUGUCACAGAAAAAAAAGAAUAAAUAAAAAUUAAGGACUUAUUCCUGUUUCCUCAUUUGACACACCAAGGCCACUUUUUUAGGACAUGGUUUUUGUGUUUGAAAUGAAACUGAAAUGUUAAAAUUGUAAUAAAAAGAAUAUGACAAAUAGAUGUUGCCCAGUGAAGGUUGGGAUCUCACACGUCCGGCUGUAUUUACCCCAUUAACCUUUCUCUGAGUGUCUGCUUCCUCUGGUUUUAACAUGCACUGCUCCACACAUCAGGUUGAUCCUUUUCCUUUUUAGUUUUCUUUUUUUUCCCUGACAUUUUUUUUAGUUUGAUGCUGUAUUAGUUUUAGUUUGAUAUACGG